Messenger RNA from Lucilia sericata (common green bottle fly), 4922 nucleotides. RefSeq names its product protein decapentaplegic (gene dpp). The transcript is spliced from 6 exons. The record is from RefSeq and is a predicted model, not a curated record. Gene Ontology annotation, molecular function: cytokine activity; growth factor activity. Gene Ontology annotation, cellular component: extracellular region. NCBI's taxonomy places the organism in Eukaryota, Metazoa, Arthropoda, Insecta, Diptera, Calliphoridae. Gene Ontology annotation, biological process: BMP signaling pathway; SMAD protein signal transduction. The coding region runs from base 1467 to 3521 and encodes 684 amino acids.
GAAAAAAUUGAGAAAUUUAACAAAUUAUAAAAAUGAUAAUCAUGUCAAACAUAAGUGUACAACAACAUGAAAGUUAAUGUGUUUUAAAAAAUAUAACUUAUUUAUGAAAAAAAUGGCUAAAUAAUGUAAAAGUGUUUUAUUUUUAUAUAUAUAUAAAAAAAUAGCAGUAAAAUGCUUUAAGAGCAAAAAAAAAGGAAAAUAUUUCUAUGUGUGUGUGCCUGUGUUUUAUUUUGGUAUAGUGUAAAAAUUAUAAUUAAUUUCUAUAAUUUUACAUAUUACUAGUGAUAAUGGAUGCAAUUUUUAUAACCAGUUAUAAUUGGAAAUUAUUACAUUUGCAGCCAAAAGAUUUGUGGAUUUUAACGUUUAUUUGAAAAAGUGUAAAUUGUGAUUGCAAAUUAAAAGAAAAAGAGCUGCCAGAUUGUUUACAUAAGUUAAAGAGCAGAAAUCUUGUUAUAUUUUAAAAGAAAUAUUAUAUUGUAAAGUGAUCAUGUGUUUUAGGUGAUUUGAAAGUUUGUUGUAUUAUUUUUAAAAUCUGUGCCACUUAUAUUGUGUGCACUUGUUGUUGGGCCUGGAAAGGCUGUUCUUAAAUUUUGGAUUACAUGGUGUUUUCUUGGAAUGUGUUCGUCAGAGGAUUAGUGAAUUUAAGGAAUUCAUUUUGCAGCUACUGCAUUUAAAGAGAAAGAUAUUUUCAUACUAAUUAUGCAGAAUAAAAUCCUUAAAGAAAUUCUUAAAAAAACUUGUGGCAACAUCUGUAACUAUAGAUGCAAUUUGUAUGCAACUGCAACAACUAUAGAAAACAGACAACAAAUACGAAAAAAAUUCAUACAAAAAAUCAUCAUUGUCAUAAACAAAAUAAACGAAAAAGAUUAAUAAUAAUAAAAAUAAAUCAAAGAAAAACAAAUAAAAUUAAACUAAAUGGAAAAUAUACAAUAAUAAAAAUUAAUAAAAAUUUCAUAUAUUUUAUCUACAACUAUAAAAGAAAAGAAAGUGGUUUAAUUUUAAAAAUAAAUAAGAAAAAAAACGGAAGUAAUCAGUCUUGUAUUAUUUUUUUCCAAACAAAUCAAUCAAACAUUAUUUUCAAAAGAAAUAUAAUAAAAUACAAAUUGAAACAAAGUUUUGAAGGAAAAGAGCAAAAAAAGGAAAAUAGUUUUCCAAAGUGUUAGAAGAAAGAAAGAAGAGAGUGUUUAUUAUUAAAUAAAUAUUUAUUUAAAUCAAAAAAAAAAAAUCAUAAAUAAAUUUAAACAAAUAAAAAAAGAAAAGAAAAUCAAAUAAAUUUAUAACUGUAGAAAUAUUUAAAAAUUUCUAUUUGUUUGUGUUUGUGAUUGCUGGCUGUUUGAGAUUGUUUAUUCGUGUUUGUUGGUAAUUUAAUCAUUAUCAUCAUCAUCGUGUUCAUCAUCAUCAUUAUUAUUAUUGUUUCAAACAUUUGUGUAACCAAAACUUUUAAAGACUGAGAGUUGCAAGCGACCAUGCGCGCAUGGCUUCUACUCCUCGCAGUGCUGGCGACUUUUCAAACGAUCGUUCAAGUUGCUAGCACCGAGGAUAAUAAUAUAUCAUCGAGAUUUAUCACAGCAAUACAACCAAUUAAUAAGGAUUUUAAUCACACAACUACAACAAAAACGACGGCGAUUUCACAAAAACCGUCGUCAACAACUGCAUUAACAAAACUAGUGGAUUUUCCCAACGUUUUCAUCAAUACGGAACAGGAAAACGUAGAUAAAACAAUUGUGUAUAAACCUCAUAAAAGUGAUAGUGAUAAAAAACAAAUAACAAAAAGUGAAGAACAAGUGCAAAAUAAUAAUAAUCAAAUUGAUACAAAUAAAAACAUUAUAAUUGAAAUCAAAAAUAUUGAAGAAAUCGAACAAAUAAACGAUUUAGAAAACGAAGUGAUUGAAAAAGAUCAUAAAAAUUUAAAACAAAAUAAGAAAUCAAAUAAAAAUCUUAACAAAAUGGCUUUAAAAGAAAGUGAAAUAGAACAACAACAAAACCAAAAAACCACACAACAUAAACAACAAAUUCAUACAGAAGAGGAUACAAAAUUAAAUAAUGAAAAUUCCUCCUCGAAACAUCAUCAUCAGCAACAUCAUCAUAAACACCAUCAUCAACAACAACAUAAAUCACAACCUGCCUCUCAACAACAACAUCAUCAUACGCAACUACAGCAACAAACAACAUUUAGUGAUAAUUUAACAUCAGCAGCAUCUAGCAGCACAACAAAAACAACAUCUCAAACCACAUCCACACAUCUUAACGAAGAAGUUAAAUCAUCCACUUCCUCCUCCACCAUGGAUUUAGAUGUUUCCAUUUCUCAAAAUGAUGAUGGUGCCAUUAGUGUGGAAUCACAACAGCCCCAAGUGGAUGCUGUAAUACCCGAUGAGGGUCCACGCACCUUUAGCAAUCAAGAGAUUAUAGCCGAAAAGGUAAAACCCGAUCCCUCAACUCUAGUCGAAAUUGAGAAUAGUUUAUUAUCGCUAUUCAAUAUGAAGAGGCCGCCAAAAAUUGAUCGUUCCAAGAUUAUCAUACCCGAGGCAAUGAAACAAUUGUAUGCCCAGAUAAUGGGUCAUGAAUUGAAUUCUGUAAAUAUACCAAAACCUGGAUUGCUAACAAAAUCCGCCAACACAGUGAGAAGUUUUACACAUCAAGAUAGUAAAAUCGACGAUCGGUUUCCGCACCAUCAUCGGUUUCGUUUAUAUUUCGAUAUAAAGAGCAUACCCGCCGAGGAAAAGCUUAAAGCGGCCGAAUUGCAAUUAACACGUGACGCCAUUAGUCAUGCCACCUUAAAUCCCCGCCUGGCGAAUCGUACACGCUAUCAAGUGCUCGUCUACGACAUUAUACGCUUGGGCGUGAGAGGUAAACGUGAGCCGAGCUAUUUGUUGUUGGACAAUAAGACGAUACGUCUAAAUAGCACGGAUACGGUGAGUUUGGACGUACAACCUGCUGUUGAUCGGUGGCUGGCUUCACCGAAUAAGAAUUUCGGUCUCAUCAUUGAGGUGAGGACAUCACGCUCCCUCAAACCAGCGCCCCAUCAUCAUGUGCGUUUACGCCGCAGUGCGGACGAAGAGCAUGAACACUGGCAGCGCAAACAACCCCUGCUGUUCACCUAUACCGAUGACGGCCGACACAAGUCGCGUUCCAUACGGGAUGUCAGCACACGCUCGAAACGGGCGGGUGGCCAUCACCGGAGAACGCAUCGGCGCAAAAACAACGAAGAGAUCUGCAGACGUCACUCGUUGUAUGUGGAUUUCGCCGAUGUGGGCUGGAGUGAUUGGAUUGUGGCGCCGCCGGGCUAUGAUGCCUUCUACUGUCAUGGUCGUUGUCCGUUUCCCAUAGCGGAACAUUUGAAUUCCACCAAUCAUGCGGUGGUGCAAACCUUAGUCAAUAGUAUCAAUCCAGGAAAGGUGCCAAAGGCCUGCUGUGUGCCCACACAGCUGGAGGGCAUAUCGAUGCUCUAUCUCAACGAUCAUAGUACCGUAGUGCUCAAGAACUAUCAGGACAUGACCGUGGUGGGCUGUGGCUGUCGGUAAGGACAACUAAAAAACUGGCCAACACCAGCCACAAACGGUUUAAAUUACUACAACUAUAGCAACAAAAAUCAAAUGAAACUGAAGCCAAAUACAACAAUAUAAACUAAAACAAAACAACUAACAAAUCUUAUACUUAAGAGAUACGCAAACGUCUCUACCACUCUUAGGUUAUAACAAAGAGCGGGAGACUUGCAAGACAAGAGUUUUAGUUGAACAUUUUGUAACACAGUUUCUCAACAAUAAAAUGUCGUGAUAUUUAAGCGUGAGUGUUCAUCAAACAUCCUACAUGCCAAGUCAGUCGUCAGUCAAACAGUCAACCAGCCAGCCAGGCGGCCAAGUUAAGCAGAUGGCUUAUUACAUGUCUAAGAGAGUGAAAAAGAGCAUUUGUGAAGAGCAGCUGCUAAAUGCAAGGGCCGAGUUUUCCAGCCCUCCCCCUCUCUCUCUCUCUCUCUCAUUUUCUCUCUUUUUGUAACGCUUUAAUAAGUUUUAAUUAUUUUAUUAUUUCUAUUUUUAUUAUUUUUUUGUUUAUAAUAAUUAUUUUUUAUUUGUUUAUAAAAUAAUGUAAUUUUAAACAGAAAACAAACGCAAUCUAAGUGGACUGAAUUAUUGAAUUUUUUUCUUUGUAAGUGUAAAUACUAGAUUUUAAACAAAAGGAAAAACAAAACAAAAAUUAUAACUUAAACUAAAUAGAGUUGCGAAAUUUUAGCUAUAAACAAACAAAAAAAAAUUUAAAACCUAACUAAGUAGUCACUAAAUAAAUAUAAAUAUUUAAAGAAAUUGAAAUUGUAAAAAAUAAAACAAUAAAACCUAAACUAACCAUUUUGACAGCUAGGCUGUCAAAAAUAGGUCUAGUUACUGGUCACGCCCCCAACUUAGCCUCUUUUUCAUACUUCAAAUAAAAGCAAAACAAUCAUAACCUAAACCAAACGCUAGUACGUUGUUCUAUUAAACAAAUUUCUCAUAGUGCCAUUUUGUUUUUUUCGCUCCCUCUCUCGCUCUCUCUCAUUUCCUUUCAUACAUACAUACACAGCAAUAUACUCACUUAUAUAACUUUUAAACUUCUCUUACUUCCUAAUGAUACUCUUAAUUGUGUGUAUAGCAACUAAAAAAUGAACAUAAAAUUUAUGUAAAUGUUAAACAGAAAAUUAUAAAUUAUAAUAAAUUAAUUAUAAUUUUAUAACUUUAGUAGUAUAACUCGCAAAUUUCUAAACAUUUUUUUCUAUGUAUGUAUUUAUAUAAAACAACAAAACAAAACGAAAUUUUAUUUUUUUUUCUUUUAACUAAAUAAUAAUUUAACUAAUUAUUUCUUAUAAAUCAAAUAUUAUUUUGUUUGUUUAGCGAAUACAUCCUUACAUUUAAGGAUUCUAUUAUUAUUAUUAUUAAAAAAAAAAAAAAACUAAA